AUGCUUCCCCGAGUCUCCCUUGUUCUAUUUGCCCUUGUGGCUACAGCAACUGCCUCGCCCGCACGAGCCGACAGGAGGAACCCGCCACCGGCACCCGCACAGCCCGCCGAGUGCAAACCGACGACGAUUACUGAGCACGUCACGCAAACACAGCAUGUCACAAAGGAGGUGAACCACACGCUUCCCCCUCAAACUGUCGAGAAGACGCUGCCUCCGACGACUGUGGAAAAAACGCUGCCCCCGACGACUGUCGAGAAAACGGUUCACGUCACCCAGACCGCCACCAAGACGCUCCCACCGCAAACCGUCCAUGUCACUGAGACUGCCACGAAGACAGUCCACGUGACGCAGACCCAGACGCAGACCCAGACCAAGGAGGUCACCAAGGUGCAUACGAAGGAGGUCACCAAGACCCUGCCGCCUCAGACGGUGCACGUGACCCAGACCGCGACUAAGACGGUCGUCUCGACAAAGGUUGAGAAGAUGGAGGUUACCAAGACCCUCCCUCCCUCGACCGUUGUAUCGACCAAGGAAGUUGUCAAGACCCUGCCUCCCCAGACUGUGCACGUCACGCAAACGCAGACCAAGGUCGAGACCAAGGAGGUCGUUAAGACCCAGACCAAGGUCGAGACUAAGGAGGUCGUCAAAACGGUGCCCGUCACUCAGGUUAAGGAGAAGAUCAUCACCCAGACCCGCGAGGUGCCCGUCACCAAGGUCCAGGAGAAGAUCGUCACGCAGACUAAGGAGGUGGUCAAGACUGUGCCUGUCACCCAGGUGAAAGAGAAGAUCAUCACCCAGACCCGUGAGGUGCCCGUUACCAAGGUGCAGGAGAAGAUCGUCACUCAGACCAAGGAGGUCGUCAAGACCGUCCCCGUUGUUCAGACCCAAGUGGUCAGCAAGGUCCUUACCGAGACUCGCGAUGUUGUCAAGACGGUCCCGGUCGUUUCUACCCAGGUCAAGGAGGUUAUUAAGACUGUCGUAUCGACCCAGCAGGGCUCGCCAGUCCACGUCACCAAGGAGGUCGUUCGCACCGUCACGCAGACUGGUGCCCCAGUUACCGUCACGCAGGCUGUCACUCACGCCGUUACCCAAACCAAAGAGGUUGUUCGCACCGUUACCGAGUCUGCCCAGGUCGCCCCUGCGCCGAAUGUCCCUCCCACGACUGUGACCAAGGAGAUGAUCCGUACCGUGACCCAGACUGGCGCACCGGUGACCGUCACCCAGACGCAAGCCGGUGCCCCUGUGACGGUUACCCACACCAUGCAGGGAGCUGCCGUCACCGUCACCCAGACGCAAGCCGGUGCCCCUGUAACGGUUAUCCACACCAUGCCUGGCGCUGCUGUUACAGUCACCCAGACGCAGGCUGGCGCCCCUGUGACGGUCACCCACACCAUGCCUGGGGCUGCUGUCACAGUCACUCAGACUCAGGCCGGGGCUCCCGUCACGAUCACGCAGGCCGUCACUCACGCUGUCACCGAGACCAAGGAGGUCGUCAAGACCAUUACCGAAUCUGCUCAGGUUGCCCCGGCACCGGUUGCCCCUCCUCAGACCGUUACCAAGGAGGUCCCCGUUCACGUUACCGUCACUCAGCAGGCUCCGGGCAGCGAGAUGACUGUUACCAAGGAGGUUCCCGUGCAUGUAACCGUCACCCAGGGCCAGGCCGUCGAGAAGACGGUCACCAAGGAGGUCGUCAAGACCGUCACCGAGUCUGCCCAGGUUGCUCCCGUUGCGCCUCCGGCGACCGUUACUAAGGAGGUUCCGGUUCACGUUACCGUCACCCACCAGGCCCCUGGUAGCGAGAAGACUGUUACGAAGGAGGUUCCCGUUCACGUUACUGUUACCCAGCAGGCCCCUGGCAGUGAGAAGACUGUCACUAAGGAGGUCCCGGUUCACGUCACCGUCACCCAGCAGGCCCCUGGCAGUGAGAAGACUGUCACUAAGGAGGUUCCCGUGCACGUGACCGUCACCCAACACGGACAGGGCGCUGAGCGUACCGUCACCUCGGUCCAUCAGGUUGUCCACACCGUCCAGGUACCCAUCGUCCACACCAUUCAGGUGCCCGUUGUACACACCAGCGUUGUUACCCAACACGUCCCCGCCCCGGCGCAGACCGUCACGGUCACCGCGGGAGCCGGCCACGCAGCUCCCCCGUCGCACUCUAUGCCGCCCAAGGUCGUCAUGCCAGCUCACUCGGCACCGCCCGCCAACAACCAUACGGCCCCGGCAGCUGCGACCUCUUCUCACAUGCCUCCCCCGGCUGCCACAUCGUCUGCCCACAUGAUGCCGCCCGCACACUCGGCCGCACCGCCCGCGGCCGAACACUCCAUGCCGCCUCCUGCUGCGGCACCGAGCAUGCCCCACGAGCCGGCCUCGCCCGCCGCAUCUCCGAUGCCGCACGCUUCGGCAGCACCCGAGGCAGCACACCCCGCAGCCGCAGAGGACACCAAAGCCCCAUCCAAGAGGAUGGCCCGGAGAUAUUCGGCAUAA
Messenger RNA from Pyricularia grisea, 2487 nucleotides. RefSeq lists its product as uncharacterized. The transcript has a single exon. Lineage: Eukaryota; Fungi; Ascomycota; Sordariomycetes; Magnaporthales; Pyriculariaceae. The coding region runs from base 1 to 2487 and encodes 828 amino acids. The record is from RefSeq and is a predicted model, not a curated record.